CGGGCGGACGUGACGCCAGGCCCGGGCCUCAGGCCGCACGGGUAACCCGUCAGUCCCCUUUAUUGCUCUGGGAUAGAGCCGCAGGCCGCAGCUAGAAGCAUGAUUCUGCUGGUGGUCCUGAUGCUGUCUGCGGAGGCCGGGAGCGGAGCCGUGACUAGCAUCGAGGAUCCAGAGCCGCCUUCGGUGCCUGUACCAACUAAUGUUCUAAUUGAGUCUUUUAACUUGAACCCUGUCCUGCACUGGAAAUACCAGGACAUGCAACAGACUCCCACUUUUACUGCACAGGUAAAGAACUAUGGGGAGGAUAAAUGGAUUGAUUCCUGCACCAACAUCUCUAAUCACAGUUGUAAUAUCUAUGAACAAAUUAAAUAUCCCCAAUUAUCUGUCUGGGCCAGAGUUAAAGCUAAUUUUGGACAGAAAGAAUCUGCCUAUGCAGUGUCAAGAGAGUUUAUUAUGUGCCGACAGGGAAAAGUUGGAGCACCGAGCCUGGACAUCAGAGAGAAGGGCGACAAGCUCAUUCUCAAUGUUUUUCACCCUGAGGUUAUUAUAAACGGAGAAUGGCAUGGGGUCAUGUUUGAUGAUGACAGCACCUGUUACACGUUCAGCUACAACAUAUACGUGCACAGAAACAGAAGUGGGCAGAUCCAAUAUACAGCACAUAGAAUCAAUAUGGACGAUUGCGAUGAAAUCCUGUGCCAGUUCAACAUUUCAAUGUCCACACUGGAUUCCAGAUACUGUGUCUCAGUAGAUGGAGUCUCAGAUUACUGGGGCAUUACAACAGAAAAAUCAAAAGAAAUCUGUGUUUCUCCUGUCCAUAACAUCAGAAAAGAUUCAAUUUGGAUUCUGAUUGUUGUUCCUUUGAUCCUCUUUCUAAUGGUUAUCAUGGUAUUUGCAUUUUGGCAUAUUAAGAAGAAUCCAUUUAAGAGAAAAAGCAUAACGCUACCUAAGUCCUUGCUCUCUGUAGUAAAAAAUGCCACUUCAGAGACAAAACCUGACUCUAAGUAUGCAUCACUUGGCACAUCGUACCAGCCAGCUGUCCUUGAGAAUGAGACGGUGAUCUGUGAAGAGCAGCUGUCCACAGUGACACUUCCAGACAACCCGGGAGCAACAAAAUAUGGAGAAUUUUUAAGUGAAACUGAGGCUAUGAUCCCCGAAGGAAGUACUUCUGCUGUGGCCCUCGAUAGUCCUCCAUCUCCAAUACAGAGACGCAGUUCUUCCCUUUUAAGUAGUAACCAGUCGGAGCCCUGUAGCAUCACCACCUAUCACUCCAGAAACGGCUCCAGCUCCGACAGUGGCCUCGUGGGGUCAGGCAGCUCCAUGGCUGACUCGGAUUUCCUCCCACACAAUAACCCGGAAACCAAGACCACAGAGCCAGAGCCCACCCCCGUGAGGAAGGCCCCCACCUCCUUUGGUUAUGAUAAACCACACGUGCUGGUGGAUGUGCUGGUGGAUGACGGUGGUGGGAAGGAGUCCUUGAUUGGGUAUAGACUCACAACAGAUGCCAAAGACACCUGAGACCACCUGAGUUCUGCCAGUGGUGAAGGAUCGGAUUUUCCUAGGCGGUUUUCCGCUUUGAAUUUGUGAGAAGUUGUUGUACCUUUGAUGAUAUUAACCACAUGGAAUGUCUUGAUUUAGAUCCAUGUGUGGGGGCACUGUGGGCACGGCCGGGUUUACUCUGCAAAAUACAAGACUUUUUCAAAGGAAUAUAUUGUUGCUGAUGAGCUCCUUUCUGGAUGUGUUAGCUGCAAUCAAGUUUCCUCUAUUAGCCUUGCUUCCUGCAGCCACUGCUGCUCCCUCCUUAUCGCCUCAAGGGACACGUUGAACAAUUUUUUUUCAUAUGCCUUCAUAAUUGUAAGUUCAUGUAUACAGUAUGUUUACAAGUUUCACCUUGAAGGAAAAGCUGGAAGCUACUCAAAGUUGGGCUUAAAGUUUAAUUCAAACUGAUAGAAUUUGAAAGAACUUGUCAGUGGAAGUUUGUACAUAUUUUUUUUUUAUGGAGCAUUACUUGUUAUUUUUAAGUAAAAUGUUUUGAAACCAAAA
Molecule: messenger RNA, 2040 nt
Organism: Cricetulus griseus (Chinese hamster)
Lineage: Eukaryota; Metazoa; Chordata; Mammalia; Rodentia; Cricetidae
Source: RefSeq, a predicted model, not a curated record